UUCUUUUUGAUUUUUAACAUUUUGACAUAGUUGAUAUUAUGACUUUCUCUGUUUUUUCUGGAACUUUGCGGCGCUGAAGAAGGAAGGAAUUUGGAUACUUGGCCUUCUAAAAUUUUCUCCUGCCGCCUACGGAAUCAUCUCUAUUUCAUCUAAUUGUAAACAAGAUUGUCCAAAUUGUUAGAUCACGAUGAUUGUUCCCAUUUGUUUAUUUAAAUUUAACUGUACUCAAGUGUCCUAUUCUGUGUUUAGAGCGACCAAAAGUGUUUUAAAAUGUUUUUCUUUUACUUCAGAUGAUUAUAUAAGCUUAGGUUUUUGUUUACUUGCCUUCAUUUUUUGCGUUUUCAGAAUUAUUUAUCUUUGA
Molecule: messenger RNA, 361 nt
Organism: Meloidogyne enterolobii
Lineage: Eukaryota; Metazoa; Nematoda; Chromadorea; Rhabditida; Meloidogynidae
Source: the annotation of a GenBank genome assembly